GUCUGCUCUCCUCAACACUUCACUAAUAAAGAGAGUGGAGGAACGAAAAUGACGAGUACACCACACAAGAUGCUGGAGAGGGCACUCUCGGUAUCGACACGAAGGGCGGCGCAAGUGAAUGAUGAAGUGGAAGGCGACGAAGAAUCCGGCGCCGAUGAAUCCAAGACCCGGAAGCACGCUUCCACUGCUGCAAUGCGGCUUACCAAUUACUUGACCCGGACUGGACAUUUAUGGCCCAUUCUCAUUCUAGGUCUUGUGGUUAUCGUGAUUUGCUCCAUUUUCGUCCACACCCGUGAUUUGGUCUGCCUCAAGGCCGCUUCGUCCGAUCAUAUAUCUCGGUUACGCUUCUUCGGCUUCGAUGACCUUGAGUCGGAUUUCGGGUCCCUUGGUGUUCCCUGGUGCAGAUCGAAACAAGGAAAAACUGUUGAAUGGACAAUGAAGGAUUUACUCAAAGGUUUGGAGGAGUUUGUGCCUAUCUAUGAAACUCGACCAAUAAAGAACAACAUGUAUGGCAUGGGCUUUGACCACAGUUUUGGGCUUUGGUUCAUUGCCCAGUGGCUGAAACCAGAAUUGAUGAUUGAGAGUGGUGCCUUCAAGGGACAUUCAACAUGGGUUUUACGGCAAGCAAUGCCUGAUACACCAAUUGUAUCGCUUUCCCCUCGCCAUCCUGAGAAGUACCUGAAAAAAGGGCCUGCUUAUGUUGAUGGGAAUUGCACGUACUUUGCUGGAAAAGACUUUGUGGAUUUUGGCAGUGUUGACUGGGGCCGAGUGAUGAAGAAACACAAAAUAAAAGAUCUCACACGGGUUCUUGUCUUCUUUGAUGACCAUCAGAAUGAACUGAAAAGGUUAAAGCAAGCACUCAAAGCUGGCUUCAGGCAUCUGGUUUUUGAGGAUAACUAUGACACUGGAACAGGGGAUCAUUAUUCCUUCAGACAGAUAUGUGAUCAAAGUUAUAUUAGAGGUGGUGGCCAUAGCUGCUUUAGAGAUGGUGACGAAGCUAGGAUAAGGUUUAGAAGGAAGAAAUUCUGGGAAAAGGCUGUGGAUAUGGAUGAACUAUGUGGGCCAGGUGAGGCAUGGUGGGGUGUAAGAGGGCAGAUGCGCGAUGAUUUUAAUCACAGUAACAAGGCAAUAACAUACUCGCAACAUUUUCAGAACAGCAGGUUUGUAGAGUCGGUGCUGGAUAUUUAUUGGGAGCUGCCCCCUGUUGCUGGUCCUUCACUUACCCAUCAAACAAGAUAUGAUCCAGCUCGGGUUCCCAGUCCUAUUGUUGAGGAUGGGAAAUACGGCUUAUUCCGGAGGCUUGGAUUAGGUCGACUAGAAACAUCUGUAUUUAAUGGAUAUACUCAGAUGGUAUACCUCCAGAUUUCUGAACAAGACUCUUAGGGCUAGUUUGGGCCAUUUGUUGUAUUUUUUUUUUCCUUUUUUCAGAAUAGAGCCUAGAUUCUAGUUGACGUAACAAGUUGACUUC
This is a messenger RNA of Coffea eugenioides, 1468 nucleotides long. RefSeq lists its product as uncharacterized. The transcript has 4 exons. Bases 49 to 1383 code for a protein of 444 amino acids. The record is from RefSeq and is a predicted model, not a curated record. NCBI's taxonomy places the organism in Eukaryota, Viridiplantae, Streptophyta, Magnoliopsida, Gentianales, Rubiaceae.